GAUGCGGGUUGAGGCAUACCCAAAGAGCGCACUCGAGCACCUCCCCCAAAUCUUCUGAUUACAAGUGCUAUAUGUUUACACAUUACGCGCGCAUAAAGGCAACAGAAGAGGAGAGCCGCUUCAGUAUAAAGUAGAAAAAAGGGAUGGAUCACAGACCGGCGGAUUUCGCACUUUGUGGACGCGCUAAGGCAGCCUUGUAGUGCAUCGCAUCUUGGAAUAUACUUUCAAUCAAAUCUCACUCUUUUAGAUCAAACAAGUCCCUGGUGCACCAAAACUGUUAACUAUAAUCAUGUUUUUGUUGCUAAGGUCAGUUUUUCUUGUUAAUGUGUUCUAUGUUCAAUGGAAAACUGUUGGUUCAAUGCAGAGUCAGCUGUGCGUACCCGUCAGACUGGAUCACCAGAGAUUUGCCAAGAACAGUUUAGUCGAUGUUGAAGAGAACGUGUUACCACAAAGUGUUGUAUUUCAAAUAAGUGCAUUUGAACAAGAUUUUGUGCUCGAAUUGCAGUCUGACUCCAGCUUCAUUGCCCCUGGCUUCUCGGUACACACAGACGCAAGUACUCAAAAUUUAGCUCAGAGCGCAGAUUUGAGCCGGUGUUUCUAUGCCGGCGAGGUGAAUUCUGACCCCUUGUCCUAUGCAGCGCUGAGUUUAUGCAAAGGCUUGCAGGGCGCUUUCGGCUAUGAUGGCUGGGAAUAUUUCCUCAAACCGGCUUUCAACGACACCACCUCAGCAACCGAUUGGGACAUUUUGGAUUCACAUCUUAUCAGACGCCGGUCUAACGCUAAUGAGAGUGGAAACUCCACGUCACGGUGCGGCGUGGACAGCGGCGUGGCCCACAACGUUGCACAGUCUUUGGCCAAAUUUAAACACCUGAAGGACCAGCGCAUUAGAAAUAUGACUAUGUCAGUCCUGAAAAAUCGCUCGAAAAGGUUUGUCUCCAUUCCGCGUUAUGUAGAGACAUUAGUGGUGGUCGAUGAGUCUAUGGCUAAAUUCCAUGGUGACGACCUGAAGCAUUACGUGCUGACCUUAAUGUCGGUGGCAGCUAAGCUUUACAAACACCCCACCAUUCUCAACUCUAUCAACAUCGUGGUUGUCAAGUUUAUGGUGAUUAACGAUGAAGAGAAAGGACCCAAAGUUUCAGGGAACGCAGCGAUGACCCUGCGUAAUUUCUGCACCUGGCAAAAGAAGCUGAAUAAAAACAAUGACAAGCAUCCGGAGUAUUGGGAUACGGCCAUCCUAUUCACAAAAGAGGACCUAUGUGGAUCUUCAACUUGCGACACACUGGGUAUGGCAGAUGUAGGCACUAUGUGUGAUCCCAAAAGAAGCUGCUCUGUGAUUGAAGAUGAUGGGUUGCCAUCUGCCUUCACUACUGCCCAUGAGCUUGGACACGUCUUCAAUAUGCCACAUGAUAAUGUUAAGGCAUGUGAGGAGGUGUUUGGUAAGCUGCAGGACAAUCACAUGAUGUCUCCCACUUUGAUCCGUAUCAAUCGCACCAGUCCCUGGUCCCAGUGCAGUGCUGCUAUUAUCACUGAUUACCUGGACAGUGGACAUGGUGAUUGUCUCUUGGACCAACCCCAGAAACCUUUAACUCUGCCAGAAGUGCUCCCUGGUGCAUCAUAUGGUUUAGAGCGGCAGUGUGAGCUUGCCUUCGGUGCUGGUUCAAAGCCAUGCCCGUUCAUGCAGGCACCAUGUCAGCGGUUAUGGUGCACAGGGAAGACUCGUGGGCAACUAGUGUGCCAGACAAGACACUUUCCGUGGGCAGAUGGAACCAGCUGUGGUGAUGGACAACUCUGCAUGCGGGGCAUCUGUGUAGAGAAACAGGGGAUCACCAAAACUAAGGUGGAUGGCAGAUGGGGUAAAUGGGGACCAUUUGGAAUAUGCUCCAGAACUUGUGGAGGUGGAGUGCAGCUGUCUAAAAGAGAGUGUGACAACCCUGUGCCAGUUAACGCAGGCAAAUACUGCCAAGGAGUGAGGGUCAAAUACCGUUCCUGCAACCUCACCCCAUGCCUCGACACAGAAAAGAGCUAUCGUGAGGAACAGUGUGAAGCUUACAAUGGGUUUAGUCUGAACACUAACCGACUUACCCCCUCUGUGGUGUGGGUACCCAAAUAUUCUGGUGUUUCUGCCAAAGAUAUGUGCAAGCUGAUUUGCAGGGCAAAUGGAACCGGCUACUUCUACGUUCUUGCCCCAAAGGUUGUUGAUGGAACACCAUGUUCUCCUGACUCCUCAUCAGUAUGUGUCCAAGGCAAAUGCAUCAAGGCAGGUUGUGAUGGAAAACUGGGCUCCAACAAAAAGUUUGACAGGUGUGGUGCCUGUGGAGGAGAUAACAAGAAUUGCAAGAAGGUCUCAGGCCUUUUCACCAAGCCCAUACAUGGUUACAAUUUUGUGGUCAUGCUUCCCGUUGGAGCCUCUAACAUCGACAUCAGGCAGCGUGGCUACAAGGGCAUUUUGAGUGAUGACAACUAUCUUGCUGUCAAGAACAGCCAGGGCAAGUACCUGCUAAAUGGAAACUAUGUGGUGUCUGCCAUGGAGAAGGAUAUUCUGGUGAAAGGCAGCUUGCUUCGCUACAGUGGAACUGUCGGUUCCUCUGAGACUUUGCAGGCUGUGAAGCCUCUUGGUGAGGCUUUGAUAAUUGAAGUGUUGUCUGUUGGCCAAAUGACACCUCCACGUAUCCGCUAUUCCUUCUACUUACCACGGGAGAGCAAAGAUAUUAAGGUGCAAAUGAAGGAGGAAAGGGCACAUGCUGCAAAUAGUGUUCUGAGGGAGAAGGGAGGAAUCAAUAAAGGUGGAAAAAAGGCAGGUCUUCUCAAGGAUAACAUCCCACCAUCUUAUGUCAAAGAUAGCCUACCAAAACCAGGGAAGUGGGUGGCAGCAGGAUGGGACGUGUGCUCAGUUACCUGCGGUAAUGGACUCCAGAGGAGGAUGGUGCAGUGUCUUGUUGGAGAUGGUGGGCCUGGGGUGGAAUGUGACCCUGCCCAUAAGCCCAGUGCUAUUCAGGUAUGUGGAGACCCUUGCCCCAUGUGGGAAGUGGGCGACUGGUCACCCUGCUCCAAAACAUGUGGGAAGGGAUUCAAACGGCGCCUGCUUCGCUGUGCUACGAAUACGGGAAAGCUGCUUUCCAGGGAGCAUUGUGUAGGCAAGAAGAAGCCACAGGAGCUGGACUUCUGUUCACUAACUCCUUGUAAAUAAUGCUUACCUCCCUUUCCUCCCAUCAUUAUUUCCUUACAUGGACCAUCCAUUUUGUCAAAUUAGAUAGUCAGAGAAAACAGAGAAAAGAACAAACAAAAAAGACUAUGUUCUGUUUACAGUUUUUUUGUUGUCUCCUCUGCCUGAAAAUUGGAAAGAUUAAAUGAACAUCCAUCAGAAAAUGAUGAGACAGACGACUGAGGUCAUGUGAUAAACAGGCUUGAACACAAACGCAAAAGAAUUCUACCUCUAGUUAAAACCAAAUUGUUCAAUAAUAUAUCAUCCAUAAAUCAUCCAGAUGAGACCAAAUUCAUAUCAUGUAUGGCAUUUCUAGAAAGUGUAACAUUGCUAAGGACAAAACAACAUAAAAAUGCACAAUGUGAGGUUGCCAUCUUUUGCUGUUCACAACUAUUAAGCCUGGGCUGACCAAGUCCAUUGCUUUUAAAAGAACAGUUCACCCACAAACAAAAAUUCUGUCAUUAUUUACUCACACAUAUGUCAGUCCAACAUGUAGGACUUUUUCUUUUGUGGAACAAAAAGGUGAAUUAAAAGAAAUGUCUUCACAGGUUUUAUUUACCAUAAUGACAGUGAAUCGUGACUCUGGUUUGAAAAAAGACAACAAAUAAAUAAAUAAAAAAACACCAUAAUAUCACCAUUAAUAUAAUUGAAAUGAAUCAUGCAAUAUAUAACAAGUCUUCUGAAGCGAUUCAACCACCUUCUGGCAUGAACAAAGUAUUGACCGUUAUAUCGCUAAGGCCAGUAAAUCAGCUGAUAUUUGGUAUUUUUACAUUAUCGGCAUUCGUCAACAAAUUUUCCCGUUUGACCGAUUCGUUUCUUAAGAUACGAUGGUACCACGAAUCGCCUGCUUGCAAAUGAAGGAGCUGCUUGAGACAUGUAAAUGACCAAUCACAGUUUGUUUUUUUGUUACCACAAUAAUAGACCGGUGUGCAAUACAAUCUCAUUUAAACAGACACGCAUAUAUAAAAAGAAACCAGGAAAAACUGCUAUAUACCAUCUAAAACACACAAAAUCUUUAUUUUUUUAUUUUUACAAAGUUUGAGUAAAUGUAAUUCUAAAUAAAAGUUAAUUUAUUUUUUACACAAUUUAUGUCAUUUACUAUUAUAUUAAAUUGUGUGAUAUAAUGGCAUUAUAUCGACCUCUCAACCACCCUGCUCUCUGGAUAUCUGCAUUGGCAUUGGCCAUUAAAAAACCCAUAUCAGUCGACCCUCUAGAACAGAAUGAAAUUUAAGUUACUUUCAAAUCAAAUCUCAUAACCAAACAUCUGACAUGACAUCAUGAUGUUUGGUCACAAAACUCAAUUAACACCAAUGAGGUUUGAUGUUUCAUUGAGGUUUGAUUUUUUUUUACAUAGCUGCCAUAUUUGCUUUCUAAAUGCUUUACUAAUAUGAUUUGAUUUGAAAGUGAAUAAUGACAAAUUUUGUUCUGUUCAUAGCACAAAUAUAGUGCAUUAGUCAAUUUUUUUUUAUUCAAUUUUUUUUUUUAGCUUGAGAGACCAGAGUCACUAUUCACUGUCGUUAUGGCAAAUAAAACCUGUAAAGACUAAAAAUUCACCUUUUGUCUUCCACAGAAGAAAGAAAUUCAUGCCUGUUUGGAGCGUAAAGAAUUAGUCAAAUUAUGACAUAUGUUCAUUUUUAGGUAAACUAUUCCCUUAACUAAGUGGUUCCCAACUCUGUUCCUGGAAG
This is a messenger RNA of Myxocyprinus asiaticus (Chinese sucker), 4887 nucleotides long. RefSeq names its product A disintegrin and metalloproteinase with thrombospondin motifs 15-like. The record is from RefSeq and is a predicted model, not a curated record. Gene Ontology annotation, molecular function: zinc ion binding; metalloendopeptidase activity. Bases 290 to 3187 code for a protein of 965 amino acids. Gene Ontology annotation, biological process: extracellular matrix organization; proteolysis. The transcript is spliced from 8 exons. NCBI's taxonomy places the organism in Eukaryota, Metazoa, Chordata, Actinopteri, Cypriniformes, Catostomidae.